AUAUAUAAAUUGUACACCUCCUUCAACAAAUUAAUUCAGCUUGGCCAUUGUUUUCGCAAUUCUUAUGAUAUUGGAGGAAAGAUUAUCAGUGAGAGCGUUCAAAAUGGGUAGAUCAAUUGCUGUAGUCUCUGUUAUUGUACUUCAACUUCUCAGCUGUGUCAUAGCAAAAGAUGGAAUGCUUCCGAAUGGCAACUUUGAGAUUGGCCCAAAGCCGUCGGAUCUAAAGGGCACGCUCAUCAUAGGAGAAAAUUCGCUGCCAAAUUGGCGAAUUAAGGGCAUAGUGGAAUACAUUGAGUCGAGUCAUAAGCCAGGAGAUGUGAUGGUGAUUGUGCCUCGAGGAACACAUGCGGUAAGGCUGGGAAAUGAUGCAUCGAUCAUCAGCCAAAGCGUUCAGGUGAAAAAGGGUUCACAUUAUUCACUUUCAUUUCAUGCUGCUCGCACCUGCGCGCAGGCUGAAAGCUUGAGUAUCUCCGCAAUGCCCGUCUGGGGAGAGAUUUCUAUUCAGACGAUUUAUAGUAGUAAUGGGUGGGAUGCGUAUGCCUGGGGAUUUCAAGCUCCUGCUGAUAGCAUUGAAUUUGUUAUUCACAACCCCGGUGUUGAGGAAGAUCCUGCUUGCGGACCUGUGAUCGACGCUGUUGCUCUCAAGCACUUCAGAGUGCCCAGAUCCCCAAAACCUAAUCUGAUAACAAAUGGAGAUUUCGAAGUGGGCCCCUACGUCUUCCGCAACGCGUCAUCUGGUGUGCUGAUUCCUCCAACCCGGGAGGACGAGGUGUCGGCACUGCCCGGAUGGGAUGUGGAGUCGCCCAGGCCUGUCAAGUACGUCGACGCCUACCAUCACCACUUCGUAGUGCCAGAGGGGAAGGCGGCGGUGGAGCUGAUUGCGGGCAAGGAGAGCGCCAUUGGACAGACAGUCAUAACGGUUCCUGGUAAGAAAUACGAUCUCAGCUUUGUGGUUGGAGAUGCGGGCAACCAAUGCAAAGGUGAACUUAACGUGGUGGCUUUUGCCGGGAAUCAGACUGUGGAGGUUCCUUACCAGUCUCAAGGAAAGGGAGGCUUUAAGCCCGCUACGCUUUCCUUCACUGCGGCUUCUGACACGACUAAGAUUGUGUUCACCAGAGCUUUCUACACCAUGCGCAGCGAUGAUGGCGUUACUUUCUGUGGACCCGUUGUCGAUCAAGUCACACUAAAUUGAUAUGAUUUUCAGAAUCAUUUAAAGCAGUUGGUAGUGGAUUUUAGAAUGGGUGCAAGCGUUGUAGUGAUAGUAAUAAGUUCCUGCGAUCAUUUCAUACCAUGUUCUUCCAUUUAUGUAAAAUCUGAAG
This is a messenger RNA of Cryptomeria japonica (Japanese cedar), 1319 nucleotides long. RefSeq names its product protein DUF642 L-GALACTONO-1,4-LACTONE-RESPONSIVE GENE 2-like. Lineage: Eukaryota; Viridiplantae; Streptophyta; Pinopsida; Cupressales; Cupressaceae. The record is from RefSeq and is a predicted model, not a curated record. Bases 65 to 1192 code for a protein of 375 amino acids. The transcript has 3 exons.